Molecule: messenger RNA, 1331 nt
Organism: Dalotia coriaria
Lineage: Eukaryota; Metazoa; Arthropoda; Insecta; Coleoptera; Staphylinidae
Gene: Fkbp14
Product: peptidyl-prolyl cis-trans isomerase Fkb14
Exons: 3
Coding region: 218-868 (216 amino acids)
Molecular function (GO): calcium ion binding; peptidyl-prolyl cis-trans isomerase activity
Source: RefSeq, a predicted model, not a curated record
UUCACCUCGCGAUCAAACUGUAGCGUGGCACCAGCGCGGCGCGACUUGACUUGAAACUUGGAGCGCACUGCAUAACGGGUCACCGUGCCGACAGCACUGUUUGCGUCGUCUCGUCGUCGCCGAGUUUCGCGUCUCGCGCAUCAAACUUUUCUUCUCUACACCACAAGUGUGUUGACAAACAGUAGCAACGUGUUCAGUUUUAUUUGUUACCAAUAAGAUGAAAUUCGUCGCGAUUGUUUUGGUCGCUUUGGUGGCGGCCGCCAACUGCGAUAAGGAGGAGCUGAAGAUUGACGUCGUCAGCGUGCCCGAAGGUUGCGAGGUGAAGUCGAAGAAUGGUGACAUGCUGACGAUGCACUACACGGGUACCCUCACAGACGGCACCAAAUUUGAUUCCAGUUUUGAUAGAGAUCAACCAUUCACAUUCCAAUUGGGUGUUGGACAAGUCAUCAAAGGAUGGGACCAAGGUUUAACCAACAUGUGCGUUGGUGAAAAACGUAAACUUGUUAUUCCACCUUCUUUGGGUUAUGGUGAUCGUGGAGCCGGCAGUGUUAUUCCUGGCGGAGCUACUCUUCACUUUGAAGUCGAAUUGAUCAACAUUGGUGACUCUGCGCCUGCCACAAAUGUCUUCAAGGAGAUUGAUCUUGACAAGAACAAUAUGCUCAGCAGGGAGGAGGUAAAAGACUUCGUGAGUGAUUACUUGAAGAAACAAAUGGUAGCGGCCGAAGGUGAUGUGCAAUCCGAAGAGGUGAAGAACAUGCUCGCCGAUCACGAUAAACUCGUCGAGGAGAUCUUCCAGCAUGAGGAUAAGGAUAAGAACGGAUUUAUCUCGCACGAUGAAUUCUCAGGGCCCAAACACGACGAACUUUAAUGCGUCCUUCGUCAUUCUUCCAUAAACAAUGUCCGACUGAAUAGGAUAUUAAGCUCAUGGUUUCGUCCUUUCGCGGUUCCAUUGAUAUUUUCUGUUUUAUUUAAACAAUCUUGAACGUCCUACUUCGAAUCCUGCAAAUACACUUCCACUUUUCACACUACCUAUUUCUAACCAGUUGUUUUAACUUGUAAGAACUAAGAACGAUUUUUAUACGAUGAAAUAUUUAUUCCUCAUGUGUUGAAGGUCUGGUACUUAUGUUUUAUGUUUAUAUCGAUACAUAUCUUAAGUGUAAAAAGUUUACGAUGAAAUAAUGAUAUGAUAGCAAAUGAACGAGUUUGGCAACGAGCAUGUGUUACGAUCUUUAGAUGUGCGUAGAAACAAAAACGGUGUGCAUGUGGAAUUUGUUGCAGUUUGUGAAUUUGUUGCUGUUUUAAUAACGAAACUUUAUAAAAAAAAACAACAA